GCUCGAUCGACACAGAGAGGUUAAUUGUUAAAACAGUUCCAAGUGAGAAAAAUGGAAUCCGGUGAUAUACUUGAUUGCGCCAUCAGAGUGAAAAACGAGCCUAGAGAUGGGUUGCUCAGUGAAAAUAAUUGUGAUAUGAUUGACGAGAAACCGGAUCUUAAAAGUGUUCAACUCUUACAAUUUCUGCGAGAAAACUCAGCUCAUAUCCAUCGUAGUUGCGACAUUACGUUUGAAAAAGAACUUGAUGAGGAAUUGAAAAUUACCUUUGAAUGUGAAGACGUCAAGCCCAACGUUGGUUCAUUAGCAUCUAAGAAAAUUGACCACUUGAAGGGUUUGAAAUAUAGCGAUGAUUUUAAAACUGAACGUAUAAUUAAAAUAGAACCCUUGGAUGAAGUGAAACAGGAAUUUUUCGGCGAUAAAGCUACGAUAUUGAGUUUCAAUCGUGGACUCAACGGAAAAAAUGAAAAAAUUACGAAAAAGUUUAACAACAAAAAUAGACUCAAAACACACGUUGGCUCGAUUAAUAAAGGUAAAAGUCAUUCGUGUCAAAUAUGCGGAAAGAAAUUUGCAAAUAAGUCUAAUCUGAAUAGGCAUGUCAAAUCAUCGCAUGAUCACAUCACACAUGCAUGUGAUGUAUGUAAAAAGACAUUUUCACUAAAAAGUAAUCUCAAAAUCCACGUAGAUUCAGUACACAAUCGUGUCACGCAUGCAUGCGAUAUUUGCGGCAAGACAUUUUCACAAAAAAGUAAUCUCAAAAUGCACAUAAAUUCAAUACACAAUCGUGUCACACAUGCAUGCGAUGUAUGCGGCAAGACAUUUUCACGAAAAGAUCAUCUCAAGACCCACAUCGAUGCAGUGCAUAAUAGUCUCACUUAUAAAUGCGAUACAUGCGGCAAGUCGUAUACUUAUAAACAUCAUCUCAAGACCCACGUAGAUGCAGUACACAAUCGUGUCACACAUGCAUGCCGUAUAUGCGGCAAGACAUUUUCACGAAAUAGUCAUCUCAAAAUCCACGUAGAUUCAGUACAUAAUAGUCUCUCUUAUAAAUGCGAUACAUGCGGCAAGUCGUAUACUUAUAAACAUCAUCUCAAGACCCACAUCGAUUCAGUACAUAAUGGUCUCACUUAUAAAUGCGAUGUAUGCGGUAAGACAUUUUCACAAAAAGAUAAUCUUAAGAAACACAUCAGGACCAUGCAUAAUAAAAUCACUCACCCAUGUGAUAUAUGCAAAAAGAAAUUCCCAGAUAAAAGUAAUCUUUACAAACAUAUAAAUUCAACGCACAAUGGUAUCAGAUAUGCAUGUAGUAUAUGCGGGAAGAAAUACUCCCAGAAAGGUGAUCUCAAAAACCACAUCGAUUCGGCCCAUAAUGGCAUCACACAUACUUGCAAUAUUUGCAGAAAAAAUUUUUCAUGUAAGAGUGCUCUUAACUUCCACAUAAAUGGUAUUCAUAAUGAUACAACAUUUGCAUGUGAUAUUUGUGGAAAGGAGUUCUCAAACAAAACUAAUCUUCACAAACAUAUCAAUUCGAUGCACAAUGGUAUCACGCGUGCAUGCGGUAUUUGUGGAAAAAAGUCCUUGGGUAAGAGUAGUCUCAAAAGACACAUCGAUACGAUUCACAAUAGUUUCAAACUUGCAUGUGAUAAAUGCGGCAAGACAUUUUCCCAAAAAAGUAAUAUGAAGAUCGACAUCGAUGAGGUGCAUAAUAAAAUUAAUCGCACAUGCAAUGCCUGCGGAAAAUAUACGUAAGAAAGUCGAGU
Molecule: messenger RNA, 1757 nt
Organism: Trichogramma pretiosum
Lineage: Eukaryota; Metazoa; Arthropoda; Insecta; Hymenoptera; Trichogrammatidae
Product: zinc finger protein 260-like
Exons: 3
Coding region: 52-1746 (564 amino acids)
Biological process (GO): regulation of transcription by RNA polymerase II
Cellular component (GO): nucleus
Molecular function (GO): DNA-binding transcription factor activity, RNA polymerase II-specific; RNA polymerase II transcription regulatory region sequence-specific DNA binding
Source: RefSeq, a predicted model, not a curated record